Branchiostoma belcheri (Belcher's lancelet) is the source of this 1979-nucleotide messenger RNA. RefSeq names its product P-selectin-like. Lineage: Eukaryota; Metazoa; Chordata; Leptocardii; Amphioxiformes; Branchiostomatidae. The record is from RefSeq and is a predicted model, not a curated record. The transcript is spliced from 11 exons. The annotation marks the transcript as partial.
UAACAUGCAGCCCACCUGAGGACCCCCCGCACGGCUCGUACCUGUGCCCGGUUCACGUGUUGUUCUCGGACUGCUGUGACGUCACCUGUGAUGAAGGAUACGUACCGGAAACGGACCACGCCCUGGGCUGCAGCUGGACCGGAAACUGGACCGCAUUCCGCAGAGGGAACACGACAGAGAUGGAAAAUGCUGUGUCAGCAGACGUUGUCAUCCCACAUACUCUGGCUUGUGUCAUCUCUGACUGUGGAAACAUUUCGACACCCGCACACGGUGACGUCACCUGUACAGGUACGACGUACGGCGAGACGUGUCAUCUCACCUGUCAGGACGGCUACGAACGGCUGGGACAAGACAACUUUACCUGCCUGUUUUACAGGGACACGGCCCAGGCCAGCUGGAGUGGGGAGCCUGAGUGUACCCCAGUGAGUUGCGGCCCCCCUCCUGAGUUCCCUAACACCGCCCUACAGUGCGCCAGCGGACACACCUACGGGAACACCUGCGGAGUCACCUGUGCGGACGGGUACCGAGGAACGAACCACCAGAGCGUAGCUUGUCAUAGCAGCGGUAACUGGAGCCUACAGACGGGAGCGCUCCAACUAGUUGUUGGGGGACCAGAUCUGUUCUGUCAGAAGAAGGACUGUGGCAACCUUACUAGCCCUGCCAAGGGCAGCCUGGCGUGCAGCGGUACCAGGUACCAGGACUCCUGCCGCCUGACCUGUGAGUCCGGGUACAAAGUCGGCAAUGAGCAGGACCUUCAUUUCCACAGUCUACACAGCUUCAGGUGCAUGGCUAGUGGACAAUGGAACGACAAGCCCAGAUGCGUCCCAUCCGACUACUGCCGGCUCAGCCUGCACGACUGCCACCCUGAGCACGGGAUCUGCGACCUGACGGGCCACCAGACCUUCAGCUGCCGCUGCCGGCCCGGGACGGUCGGGGACGGGAGACGCUGUGAACGGACCUCCUGUCCACCUUUCCCGGUCGCUGAACCGGAGAAUGGUUACUUCGGGUGUUCUAUCCCGGCAUCCCCUACAGCUGACUUCUGCCAAUCACCAGACAGCACGGCGGCGGAGUACGAGGUCGUCUGUCUGCUCCACUGUAACCCUGGUUACGACAGGCUGGUCUAUGCCGAGUACUCCUGUGGACACGACGGGAACUGGACCAUCCCAUUCAACCUAAACACCACAGGGACCAUACCGUGCUUAGCUGUGAAAUGCUCGAACCUGUCCAGUCCCCUACACGGUAGAAUGACCUGCGACAGCGGCUACUAUUUCCGGUAUCCUGAGGUCUGCAACUUUACCUGUGACUGGGGCUACGAGCUCACGACUCCCGCAAGCAGCAGGGAGAGACGCUGUCAGGCUGAUGCAACCUGGUCUGGAAACGACGCCGUGUGCAUCGGCGUGCGAUGUCCGGCCCUGUCCAGACCCGCUAACGGAAGGAUGACGUGUAAUCGCGGCUCCUCCUUCCGCCAUCCCGAGACCUGCACCUUCACCUGUAACCAUGGUUACCACUUGUACACAGGCAGCAGCAGCAGAACCUGCCAGGCUAAUGGCAGGUGGAGUGGGAGUAGGCCAUCAUGUAGGGCCUGUCCCAGCGGGUACUCAUACCAUCAUACUAGCCGUCUGUGCUACAGAGCGUACGACCUAAAGAGAAACUACAACGAUGCUAAAGUGAUCUGUGCUUCUGACGGCGGAACCCUCGCCAUGCCCCGCGAUGCCGUCACCAACACCUUCCUCAUCAACCUGAAGAAUGCCGUCGAUAGCGGCGCUAACUUCUGGUUCGGACUGACGGACAUCCGCCAGGAAGGACGUUGGGUGUGGGAGGAUGGAGGUUCUCUUGGAGGUUUCAGUCCGUGGGGUCCAGGAGAACCCGACAACGACGGGGGUAACCAGGACUGUGCGGAGUAUUACUCCGGGAACAAGUGGAACGAUAGGUCGUGUUCCGCCACACGGAAGUUCAUUUGUAAAGUGGGGCCAGCUUAA